AUGUGCGCCCCGCAACAGACUAAGCUCGAUGUUCGACUCCAGUACACAAGCGAGCAUGUGCAUGAAGUGAGUGUACGGUUACGUCGUGGGGAAAAUGGUGCAGAGGGGGUGUUCGAGUGGGAGUGGUGGCGAGAUGCGGCGAUGGGGCGCAUGGAGGGCCUAAAGCGAUGGCAAGAGAAUCACGAAAUGGAAGCAGUGGAAUUCCGUACGUCUAGACUCCCAAUAGACUCUGGUUUGCGGAUUGUGGAUUCAGCGGUAAGGGAGAGUGGGCAUGAGUUUGUGACGUGGGCGGGAUGGGAACCGUUCCGAACGAAACAUUGCAAACUUGAAGUUGAGAGUGAGAAACUGCUGGUGGAGUUUGCCGUGACACGGCAGCCUGAGUCCCUUGUUGCGAAAAAUAAGAAAAUAACUUACAGUGUCAACCGUAUGGUGGGAAGGAGACGCUCUGUCGGGUAUGCAGAAGCAAAGCGUGAGUCGAUCCGUGAUGGGUGUCUCAUUGUGAGAGAAGCACUUAUAGAAGGCACGAGGGUUGUGGAAAGUGGCACGGCGCUGUCGAACCAGACUGAAGACACCAAGGACGUGAUUCGUAAGGCCGAGAAUCUGAUUGGCGGAGGACAUGAAAAUUUCGGGCGGGCCAUUUUUCUGCUCAAGGUAGCGGCACUGGAGAGGAAUGACAUUGGCGCUCUGUGCACAUGUGUGGAGCUUUUGAGGAAAGGGGGGCCGACAGGGAUGCAUGCGCGGAGGACAUCGAACUUGAGAGAAGCGGCGCAAAUGAUCAAAGCGUUCUUUCAUGCUAAGUUGCAUACAAGCUUGACAUCUACGUCAACACGCGGUGACGAUGGGUUUGAGAAGUUGUUUGAUUUGUUUGCGAAGCUAGUGAUGGAGCAGAGUUGUGAUGGAGUGAUCGUGGAUUUGUUCGUACAUGCGCUCGAAACUGCGAUUGAGUUUGACGUGGCCGGAAACCGUCGAAAAUUUCAUGCAUGGAUACGAAAAGCGAUUGUGUGUUCCCGGAAAUGGAAUCAGUUGGACAAGCUUGCCAAUUUUUCGAACUUGGGGGUUGGAAAUGGAAAUGGCGGGGAUGUGAAGUCGAGGGAGGCAAAAGGUGAUGGUGCUGGAAAGGAGGCCUUUUUCUCCGAAGGAAAGGUGACCGAGUGUGACGACAUGACGUAUGAUCUUGUUGGCAAGGCUUUACUGGAACGCAUGAUAAGCGAAUACGCGACGUUGUCUUCAAGAGAAGGAAUUUGGAUUGUGCUGGGUACUGCCGGACAGGGGGCUCCUCGGUGUGCGAGAGAGAGACAAUAUGCGGGAAGUCAGGAUGAGAAUUCAAGCGCAAACGCCAUGAAUAGGCUUGGAAAUAUUUUCUCGCUAGGGGCACGAGGGGUGGGUCGUGACGCUCCACAAGCCGAACUUCUAUACGAGACUGCGAUCGAAGAGAAUGAAAACUGUACGGCGAUGGUGAACCUGGGUGUUUUGGUGCAACAAGGUGCCGAAGGAGUAGAGCGUGACGCAGUGCGAUCUAUGGAGCUGUAUGAGCGCGCUAUCGAGAAGGGUGAGCACGUCGAUGCGAUGAAUAACCUCGGUUUUUUGCUCUCAGAAGGUGCCGAAGGAGUAGAGCGUGAUGCAGUGCGAUGUAUGGAGCUGUAUGAGCGCGCUAUCGAGAAGGGUGAGCACGUCGGUGCGAUGUAUAACCUGGGUCUUUUGCUGCAACAAGGUGGGGAAGGAGUAGAGCGUGACGCAGUGCGAUCUAUGGAGCUGUAUGAGCGCGCUAUCGAGAAGGGUGAGCACGUCGGUGCGAUGUAUAACCUGGGUGUUUUGCUGCAACAAGGUGGGGAAGGAGUAGAGCGUGACGCAGUGCGAUCUAUGGAGCUGUAUGAGCGCGCUAUCGAGAAGAGUGACCACGUCGGUGCGAUGUAUAACCUGGGUGUUUUGCUGCAACAAGGUGGGGAAGGAGUAGAGCGUGACGCAGUGCGAUCUAUGGAGCUGUAUGAGCGCGCUAUCGAGAAGGGUGAGCACGUCGAUGCGAUGUAUAAUCUCGCUCUUUUGCUCUCAGAAGGUGCCGGAGUAGAGCGUGACGCAGUGCGAUCUAUGGAGCUGUAUGAGCGCGCUAUCGAGGAGGGUGAGCACGUCGGUGCGAUGAAUAACCUGGGUCUUUUGCUGCAGCAAGGUGCCGAAGGAGUAGAGCGUGACGCAGUGCGAUCUAUGGAGCUGUAUGAGCGCGCUGUCGAGAAGGGUGACGACGUCGAUGCAAUGGUGAACCUGGGUGUUUUGCUCAAAGAAGGUGCCGAAGGAGUAGAGCGUAACGCGGUGCGCGCCGUGGCACUGUAUGAUCGUGCAAUGGCGAAAGGAAAUUCCGGUAACGCGACUUGCAAUCUUGCGAUGACGUUAUGGGACGGGGCGGAAGGGGUGGAGCGCAAUGCAGUGCGUGCGGUGCAGCUGUUUGAGAUGGACAUCAAGGAACGGAAGCAGAGCGAGUCAAUGGUGUGUCUUGGAAACAUGUUGCGGGACGGGGCGGACGGGGUGGCCCGCGACACGGAUCGGGCGAUACAGUUGUACGAGAUGGCGGUCGAGGAAGACAAGAACGCGGAGGCGGUAGCCCAACUUGCGGCGUUGCAGCGGGACAGAUCAGACAGCAGUACGCGGGACGAGGGUGAGUGAGAAGUUCUCACUCACCCUCGCCGCCUUCUCUCUGAGGAAGGCGGGGGCGGGGUGGAAGGCGAUGGCAGUGGCGCGGACAGCGUAAUGUAACAUAUUUUUGGAUAUAUUAUUAUUGUAUAGGACAACAGUAACACGUGUACAGUAGUGCAUUCGUCAUCGCCGCGAGGGCCUUCUCCUUCAGCCAGGGAGGAAGACAGGGAUAAAGGAGGACGGAGAGGGACGGCAGAGUUGCGGGCGAGUCUCCGACACCUGUAGCCACCGUCAACUCGGAGUUAAUCGAAAACACUCAUCUGUACUCUAACGGUACUCCGUUUCCAUUAAAGGCAAAGUAGCCGACUUUCCUGGC
Molecule: messenger RNA, 3001 nt
Organism: Chondrus crispus (carragheen)
Lineage: Eukaryota; Rhodophyta; Florideophyceae; Gigartinales; Gigartinaceae
Product: Sel1-repeat containing protein
Exons: 2
Coding region: 1-2655 (884 amino acids)
Molecular function (GO): protein binding
Source: RefSeq, a predicted model, not a curated record